CAGGCUGGCCGCGCCCCCCAGCCUCCACGAAGGAGCACUGCCAAGGAUGCAGCCGCGGAAUUGAGACACACCCUUCGAAGGCGUCACCAAGCGGGAAGUGUUUGUGAGGAGAGACUCCAUCUUGGACUCAUUCGACGAAGAUGUCCCGACGUCACGUCAUGUUGUCCUACCAGUGGGACGACCAGGACCUGGUCCUCAAAGUCUACCAGCGCCUCAGGGAGGACGGCCUGCCGGUGUGGAUGGACGUGCAGGAAGGAGGAGUGACGGGAAACAUCAACGACGCGAUGGCGGCGGCCGUGGAGUCGGCGGCCGUCGUUUGUCCUUUCAUGACCGCCGCCUACCAGGCGUCUCGCAGCUGCAAGAAGGAGCUGAACUACGCCGACAGCAGGGAGGUGACCGUGGUCCCUGUCAUGCUGGCCCAGGACUGGGAGGCCAGCGAGUGGCUGGGCCUCAUCACGGCCGGCGUGCUGUGGGUCGACUUCAGGGACAUCUUGAAGGACGAGCAGCACUUUGAGGAGUGCGUCCGCUCUCUGGAGGAGGAGAUCCUGUUCAACGUGGGUCAGUUGCUGACACAGGACCACCAAGCCGAGACCCCCAAAGUCCACCUGAAGAAGAAACCAGGCCGCGCCUUCUGUCACGCGCUUUCCAGGCUUCACAUCCACGACACAGGCGAGCAUUCGGAGUCAGUGAGCGAAACAGGAGGUCCAGUGGAGCUGAAAGAGGUGCUUGAUGGCGCUUGUUACUGGGAGGAGAUCAAGGGCAGCGGCUUCAAGCACUACAGGAACGUGGUGACCAAAAGAUAUUUGGGGUAUGACUCUGAGAGGGACGAGGUCUGCUUGGAGGUGAGACCCUCGGAGCGCGAGGAGUGGCUCCUGCUGGUGGAGCCCACAGAACGCAGUCGCCACGGGGCGGUGGUCCUCAAGAACAAACACAGCGGACGCUUUCUGGCUGUCCGUCAAGGUCAUUUUCUUGCGCUUUCGGCGUACGACGACAAAUGCAAAUGGUUUUUACAAUGACCCCACUCUCAUUUACAAAUUAAAAAUAGAGCUCGCUACAAAAAAAACAACAACCUUUUUAAUUGAUUAGAAUCUUUUUCUCUUCAGAAUGUCAGGUUUCCAGUUGAUAGGAUGACUUUCUUCCGUCUGUAAGAAAGAAAUGAUGCACGGACGUUAAACUUAUUUUCCUGUGAUCGUAAUAAUAAAUACUUUACAUAUAAUAUCUGCAAAAAUAACUCAUUUUAUUAGCAAGGGAGAAAACACUGGAAAGUAAAGUUGAAUCUACUUUAGAGUAGUCAGUGUGCAGCUUGUAUAGUUAUUUAGAGUUACAUCCACUGAGAAUGAGAUAACACAACCGUCAAGAUGUCUACAAUCACGGCUGAGUGUGCACGAGUGACGCCCGCACCUGGGAACUGUGGUCCAUUUUUAAGUAAUAAACAUUAGUAAGAUAAA
Molecule: messenger RNA, 1448 nt
Organism: Nerophis ophidion (straightnose pipefish)
Lineage: Eukaryota; Metazoa; Chordata; Actinopteri; Syngnathiformes; Syngnathidae
Exons: 6
Coding region: 141-1016 (291 amino acids)
Biological process (GO): signal transduction
Source: RefSeq, a predicted model, not a curated record